GUUAUGGCUGAAAAGCCGCUUGAUGCUGGAUGUGUGUCAAUUGCUCUUGAAGACACCGUGUGCAAUGGAGGGUCCCAGGAUGCACCUCUCCUCACCACACACCUGAAGAAGGUGGAAAACCAUAUCACUGAGGCCCAGAGGUUCUCUCAUCUGCCCAAGCGUCCAGCUGUGGACAUAGAAUUCACUGACCUCUCCUACUCUAUAAGGGAGGGACCUUGUUGGAAGAAAAGAGGAUACAAGACUCUCUUGAAAUGCCUAUCUGGAAAGUUCUGCAGUCGGGAGCUCAUUGGCAUUAUGGGUCCUUCAGGCGCUGGCAAGUCCACCUUCAUGAAUAUUUUGGCAGGAUACAGGAAAACGGGAAUGAAAGGGCAGAUCCUUGUAAAUGGGCAGCCUCGGGAUUUGCGAACAUUCAGGAAGAUGUCCUGUUACAUCAUGCAAGAUGAUAUGUUGCUGCCUCACCUCACAGUACUGGAAGCCAUGAUGGUUUCAGCCCACCUUAAGCUGAAGGAGAAAUUGGAAGUGAAAAAGGAACUGGUGAAUGAGAUUUUGACGGCACUGGGACUGCUAAAAUGCUCAAACACCCGCACCCUCUCUCUGUCUGGAGGACAACGCAAGCGGCUAGCCAUCGCGCUGGAACUUGUCAACAACCCUCCUGUUAUGUUCUUCGAUGAACCGACCAGUGGUCUAGACAGUUCCUCUUGCUUCCAAGUUGUGUCACUGAUGAGGUCACUAGCUCAAGGUGGGAGAACCAUCAUCUGCACCAUCCAUCAGCCCAGCGCCAAGCUCUUCGAGAUGUUUGACAAGCUCUUCAUCGUGAGUCAAGGACAGUGCAUCUACAAAGGGAUUGUUCCCAACCUCAUCCCCUUCCUGAAGGGACUUGGUCUGCAUUGUCCAACCUAUCACAACCCUGCCGACUUCAUCAUUGAGGUGGCUUCUGGUGAAUAUGGAGAUUUGAACCCUGUGCUCUUUAAGGCUGUGCAGGAUGGAAUGUGCACAAUGGCGGAAAAGAAGAACCCAACCAAUGGCAGUGAUCCACCAGGCUGGCCCAGCCAGAGCCUUGCGGACUCGGGCCCAAUUGAGAGCCGUACUUUUGCUAUAAGCUCCUUUGCACAGUUUUGUAUCCUCUUCAGAAGAACCUUCGUUUCCAUAUUGAGGGAUGCGGUUCUGACCCAUCUGCGUUUCAUCUCCCACAUUUGUAUUGGAGUUCUGAUUGGUCUGCUGUACCUCAACAUCGGUGACGAGGCAGAGAAAGUAUUUAACAACACAGGAUGCCUCUUCUUUUCCAUGCUCUUCCUCAUGUUUGCUGCUCUGAUGCCAACAGUACUGACCUUCCCUCUUGAAAUGUCUGUGUUCCUGAGGGAGCACCUCAACUACUGGUACAGUCUCAAAGCCUACUACUUAGCCAAGACAAUGGCGGAUGUUCCUUUCCAAGUGAUCUGCCCAAUUGUGUACUGCAGCAUUGUGUACUGGAUGACAGCACAGCCACCUGAGGCUUCACGGUUCCUCUUAUUUGCAGCACUUGCCACAGCGACUGCACUGGUGGCCCAGUCACUUGGACUGCUGAUCGGCGCUGCAUCCACAUCUUUGCAGGUUGCCACGUUUGUGGGUCCCGUCACUGCUAUUCCCGUGCUCCUGUUUUCUGGAUUCUUUGUUAGCUUUGAUACCAUCCCCACAUACCUGCAGUGGAGUUCCUAUGUCUCUUAUGUCAGAUAUGGCUUCGAGGGUGUCAUCUUGUCAAUAUAUGGGCUGGAGAGAAAAAAUCUGACCUGCAAUACUGAAUUUUGUCCUUAUAAGGAACCAAAGAAAAUUCUUCAAGAGUUGGAUGUGCAAGACUCAAAGCUUUACAUGGAUUUCAUUGUCCUGGGUAUUUUUUUUGUUAUUUUGCGUUUGAUGGCCUACCUUGUCCUGCGUUACAAAGUCAAAUCUGAAAGAUAGAAAGGAAAUUACAUACAGGAGGAUGUUUUGCGGUAUUUAGUCCUGCUGUUUGUGAACUGGAUCUAUUCUCGUGAGGUUUUGGAGCUGAACCCCGUGUUAAGAUUGGGAACAGCUAAGCCACAAAGCCUGAAUGGUAUUCUCUAAAAAGAAUCUUCAAACAUCAAGAUGGCUUUUGACAGGCCUUUUGGUUUCUCAAUUUUUAUUUUUUGCCUCCCUAGAUUUUUUUCUGAUUUUUUUUUAAUUCUCACCCCAUGUGGAAGAUGGUUUGUCAAAGAAAACAACCUGUAUAACGAAGCAACUCUACUUUCGUGUUCUACACAAUGAGAAUUUCAGAAUGAUGCACCAACAACUGUUGAAGAAGCUCCAGUUGUGAAUUGUUAGAUCAAUGUUACACUGAAGUGUAUUUUUUUUAAGAUACAAAACAGAACUUUAACUUUAGAACCAGAUUAUUAACAAGCACAGUUUUUGUAGGGCAAUGUACGCUUUAAUCUGUCACCUUGUGCAUGUUUGCUUAUAGCACGUUUUGUCAAAUUAUACUAACUGUAAGUUUAAAUAACCAACUAGGCUUUAAUUAUAAUAUUAGGCAUUGCGGGAAGUCUCUUACUUUUUAACAUUUCAGAAGUAUAUUUAGAAAGCUAGUCUUAAAAAUGUAAAAUAUUAUAAAAAACGGUAGUGUUAGCAGUUUUUACCACAUUUUGUAUUAGUAUUAUAGUUUUUAUUUUUACUUUAGUACUUAGAAAUUUCCUUUCUCAAUUAUUAAAAAAACACUUAAACUAUAUGUCUUUCUUCUCCCCCACACCACAGUAUUUUAAUUGGAUUUUUUGAGGAACUGUUUAAUUCUCUGAAAGAAUCUCCCAUUUUGUGUCGAAGUGCUGCAGUGUAUCCAGAUGUUUGAACAGCUCUCAGUGCUUUUUUUCUGAAUUGCUCAAUUUCUUUUGAAAAUUUAAUGCUACUUCAGUCCCAGAGUGAAAGGGACAAUAACCACCAUUUCAAUGUGACAGAUGGGUCCAGAAAGUUUACACUUCAAAUAAGUUCCAGUAAUUAUAAAGUGUAAUUGCCAAUGAAGCAUGCAGAAACACUUGGUAAUGUCCUUACACUGUUAUAUAAAAAAAACAUUACAAAUCUCUUAGUCAUGAUAUUGCAGUAUUUUAUAGUCUAACUACUCCUGGACUAUUGCCACUUAAACUUUGUCUGUGUGGCUGACUAUGGUGUGGGAGAGUGUACAGUUUUUAUAAUUUUAACUUCAAUACACUUGAGUUUGACUUUGUAAAAGAGCAGUAACCUAAUUGCAGGCUUGCACAUUGAAUCUCCAAUGAUCAGCAUUUAGAUUGUGGUUUAAAUUAUCAUUUUCUUCCACUAAUAUCUUUCCAUCAAGUUUCAAAUCUCCAUUUUUCAUCCAACAAUUUGUACUUUAAGUCUAGUUAAUUGGGGCAGCACGGUAGCGUACCAGUUAGUGGAAUUGCUUUACAGCACCAGUGAUCUCCAAUUCCUGCCCCUGUAAGGACUUUGUACAUUCUCCCUGUGACUGUGUGAGUUUCGUUUGAGUGCUCCAGUUUCCUCAUACAUUCCAAAGAUGAAUGGAUUAGGAUUGACAAAUUGUGGGCAUCCUAUGAUAGCGCCAGAAACACGGCGACACUGACCUCGCUGAUUUAUUUGAGGCAAACAAUGCAUUUUGCUGUAUGUUUCGGUGUAUAUGUGAAAAGUAAGGCUUAUCAAUUUAAAAAUUCGCAUCUCAGUGUUGAGGACAAGGCUGUUUAAAAAUAUGUGACAUUUUGUUGGUGAUCCUUUAUCCUAUUUCCCAGUUUCUAUUUUGUCAUCGAUCAUAUAAAACCAAAGUAAAGUCAAGUUUAUUUGUCUAUGUACAGAACAAGUACGUACAUGCACCAGUGCAAUGAAAUACUUGCUGUGUCAUCACAGACUCCCUUAAGGGGUUUGCAUGUCUGUAAGAGAAAAACAGUUAGCCUUCAGGUAGUGCAUUAUGCAGUUCUGAUCACCAAAAAUGAGGAAGAAAGCUAUUGGGAAGGGUGUCGAGAAGAUUUACCAGAAUGGUUCCACAGAUAUAGAAUUUCAACCACAAAACCGUGAUGAUGUGGCUGGUGCUGUUCUCCUUAGAGCGAAGAAGGGAGUGAGGAGAUUUGAUAGUGGUGAUAGACCCCAAGGGAUUGAGAAGCUAACCCCAUUAGUGUAUGGUUUUGGAAAAUGUGAUGGUAAGAAGAUGGGAGCAAAGUAAGGAAUGCCCGCAUUCUCCAUUGCUCUAGAGGCAGCAUGGUAGCGUAAUGAUCAGCGCAAGUCGUAAAAUGAGGGUUCAAUUCCUGCUGCUGUCUGUAAGGAGUUUGUACGUUCACCCUGAGACCAUAUUGGCUUUCCUCUGGUUUCCUUCCACAUUCGAAAGACGUACCUGUUAGCAUUAGCAAGUUGUCGGCAUGCUACGUUGACACCAGAAGCGUGGCCCUACUGCAUCUGGAGUGUGUUGGGUGUAGAUGCAAAAUGACACAUUUCUCUCUAUGUUUUGAUGUUUUGGUGUACGUGUGACAAAUAAAGCUAAUCUCUAAAUCCUUUAAAAGAAAACCAUAGACCCAGAAAAUGGUUUUGAUGCAGAUGUCUUUUGAGCUGGUGAAAAUUCUGUUAAUCUGGGUUUUUAAAAGGGAGUUUGUUAGACAUUUCAGGUAGAAUAAUAUACAGGACUACAGGAGCAAAAGGAAGGUGUUAGAUGGAUUAACCAGCUAGAACAAGAGUUAGCUUGAUGUGUUGAAUAGUCCACGCUGUGCCAUUACAGAUGUUCUGUAAUUCAGAUCAUUUAUUAUGAAAAUAUUAAGCUCAAAAUUGUAUAUUUAAUUCAUGCAUCUCAGAUCUGUUGUCUUCUUUGUAACUCUUGAAAGUUCCCAAUAGCUCAGGGAAUUAUUACACUCCUACAGUGGUCAGCAAUCUUGAUUGUUAUGUGCAGUGCUCUGUACCACCAACCCUUUGGUUGGACUCAUUAUUGCAUCCCACCCUUCUGUCAUCUGUGGCUGGUAUCUGUGCCUCAGACCUGAUUCCUAUUUCCCUGAGAAUAAAUCUUUUCCAAUUGAAGUACACAGGCAAGAACACAAACAAAGAUUGAAUAUAUGGCACUGCUUAAGUCAUAUUCAAAGGUUAAAGCCACAUUUUAAUGAAAAUACCUCCUGUACCUAAUAAAGUGCCCACUGAGUGUAUGUUUGUGGUCUUCUGCUGCUGUUGACCAUCCUCUUCAAGAUUUGACAUGUUCUGUGUUCAGAAAUGUGCUUCUGCAAACCACUGUUACAACAUGUGGUUAUUUGAGUUACUGUCAGCUUGGACCAGUCUGGAUGGUCUCUCCUGACUUCUCUCCUUAACAAGGCGUUUUCGCCCACAGAACUGCUAUUCACUAGAUUUUUUUUUGUUUUUCACACCAUUCUCUGCAAACUCUAGAGAGUGUUGUGCAUGCAAACCCCAGGAAAUCAGCAGUUUCUGGUAUACUCAAACCACCCUGUCUGACACCAACAAUGAUUCCAUAGUCAAAGUCACUUAGAUCACAUUUCUUCUCCAUUCUGAUGUUUUGUCUAAACAACAACUGAACCUCUUAACUAUGUCUGCAUGUUUUUAUGCAUUGAGUUGCUGUGACAUAAUUGGCUGAUUAGAUAUUUGCAUUAAUGAGCAGGUGUACCUAAUAUAGUGGCUACUGAAUGUAGAUAAUAUUAGGGUCUUGGUGGGAGGGAAAAGGGUCUAUAUUUGACCUUUGUUCAUUCCUGCAAACUUUGAACCCUCUUGAGCCUCCGUAUUAAACAGUUGCUUCAUAAUUCAUAAUAGAGCAGCACAGUAGAGUUGUGGUUAGCGUAACCCUAUUGCAGCAUCAGAAACCUGGCUUCAACCUGGCCACUGUCUGUAAGGAGUUUCUACGUUCUCCCCAUGACUAUGUGUGUUUCCUCCAGGUGCUCCGGUUUCCUCCCAUAUUCCAAAGAUAUAGGCGUUAGUUAACUGGUCACACAGGUGUAAUUGGGUGGCACAGGGUCAUUAAGCCAGAAGGGCCUGGUACCGUGUUGUAUCUCUAAAUAACUAUAACUGUACUAAAUUUUACAGAAUGUAUGUUUAGAAACAUUUGAUAAUUUAUGUGUGCUUUGGGAACCAAGUGGAUUUAAAAUAUUUCUUGUGCAAGCCUUGCAAAUGGGGAGCUACCUCUUUGUAUUUGCAGAAUCAAUGCAAUUGUAAGAUUUAUACAUGUGUAAUACAUCUGCGUACGUGUGUAAAUAGAGCUAAAAAGUCUGCACGGAUGUCAAAGAAUUCAACACGUUCACAAAGACCCAUUUGCACUGUACAAGUCACUUGGAGAUGAAUGCGGUGCAAUUUUGGCAUUAAGCUGUUCAAGCAACUCUUGAAGAAACCUCUUCUGACAGAGCCUAAUCAUUCAGCAACUACGUGUUCUCCAGAGACACAGAGAUAAAGGAGCAAACCUUUGCAAGAUGUCAGAGAUAAAAACAAAAUUGCUUUGCAGCUUUCGUUUAAAUUGAAAUGAGAAAACAAGAUAUUGCCAGUGCUCUUUUAAUAAAGAAUGUAAAUUGUAACAGUGUUACAGCCAGGUGAAUUGAGGAAUUCCUCUGUCAAGCAAGUGACCAAGAUUCAUUUUGUGUGCAGCAGACUAUUUUCCACUUCCCAUCUUUUUGGGAAAAUUAUCCUGCUUUUAUGGAGGGAUUUGCUGCAGUUUCUGUUCCCUCUACUCUUUAGACAGACUCUGUUUACUGAGUGAAUUGACAUUGUUUGCUGAUCAACAAACUAAUCGUUAGAAACUCUGCCUCACCUCCAACUCGUUGGUUAUAGCACGGCUUCCAGUGAAUGCUGUUUAUUAAUGGUGCUUUGUUCAAACUAGGAGGUAAGUUUAAAUGUUUUAUUGAACAAUAACAACUUAGCAAAUAAUAGAUGAUUGUAUGUAGAAAUCUGUGCGUAAAGCUGGAUUAACAAUUUUUGUGGACCUGGCAGCAAAGUCAAGAGUCAAACUCAAGGCAUUAACUUUUCUUCCUGGUUCAAGUAUCAAUCCUGAUGAUUUAGGAUUUAUUUUAAAUUUUUUUUACAUUUUUGUUUUCUGGGAAUUCUUGUUCAAGUAGAGGGUACUCUCGCUGCUCUGGACAAGUAAUACAGAAUGACUGAUACCGUUUCUAUGAGGGAAUUGAUGGGGAUCGGCCAUCUACCAGCACUUACACUCCCUCCUUGUUAAGGGCACCACCUUGUGUUUCCUGCUAGACAGUUUGUGUCAGUGGUGUUAAGACAACAGAGUUAUCCUUGAUGGGAGUCAGCCUAUAGUCUAACAGCCUGCGAAUGACCACUGUCUGGACAGACCCAAGAAGCAUGAGCACUUGAGAUUCAAAAUUGUGAAAUCAAGAUUCAAGAUUGUUUAAUGUCAUUUCCAGUACACAAGUGUGAAGGAGAAUGAAAUAAUUGUUACUCUGGAUCCGACGCAGCGCAAAAAAACACAAAGGAUGAAGAACACAAUAAUCAUAAAAAAAACAAUAAAUAUAAAUACCUAAGAUGGCUUUUAUAUAUAUGUAUCGAUUGAUUGUACGUCCAUAAAGUGAUGCUAGGUUGUACGUAAGGUGACUGAUGGGAAAUAAUAAAGUCGUGGUGGAGUUAGUGGGUGGAGAUGUUGAUCAGCCUUACUGCUUGGGGAAGUAACUGUUUUUGAGUCUGGUGGUCCUGGCGUGGAUGCUACAUGGCCUCCUCCCUGGUGGGACUGCAGGGCUUUCCCAGAGCCUAAGGCGCUUUAUCUCAACAUGACAGAAGUGAAGAGAACAGCAAUGAUGAUAACAAUCAUCACUGACCAGAAUUAACCAGAAUUUGCAUUCAUUUAACCAUGAUCUCUGUACAAUGCUUUCACUCUACAAUCUUUGCUGAUGGCUAUUUCAUAAUGGUAUCUAGAGGUAGUGGACAGGGAGAAAUAUCAGUGGAAUCCCACCAGAUUAGCAUCUUUGAGGUAGAGGAAGAAACAGAACAGACGUUUGUGUAGUUCCUCAGCGUUCUCUUGGUGAACUAUGACUGCCACCCACCUAAUGUGUCAGUGGCAGUCAUUUUGUUUGGCUUGAACCACUCUCUCCCCAUGCCUCAUGCACUUGCUUCAACACCAUGCAGGGCAGUCCUCAUCAAGGAAGAACAAGUCAAAGCCAAUGAGCAGGACGGAUCUCAAAUCAUCUGCGGUGUUGGGAAUCUUGAUGUAGAGAUGGGUCAUGCUCUAUACUGGUGUGGGUGUUCAAUUCAGGUUCAAAGAUUGCCAUGUUUGCACCCCCAAUCUGUGUCCCCUGAUCAGGACGUGGCAUCACUGACAAUCUGCCCUCAAAGGCUGCUUCAAAACUGGGAACAUAAAGCCUGCUGGGUGCUGUAAGUAAACUGUACCUCCUCACCUACUGCAUCUGGAAUCAUUUAUUAUACAUAAACAAAUAUUUAACAUAAAUAAAUAAUGCAUUAAUAUAACAUGCGUUCGGAAUAAACAGAUCUCCAGUGGUUGGAGGCCAUCUACAUUCACACCAAUUGUAUUCAGUCCUUAAAUAAAAAUGCAAAAAAACUUGCAGAUGCUGAAAAUCUGAAAUAAAACCAGUAAAUGAUGGAAACACUCAGCAGGUCAAGCAGCAUCUGUGUUUCAAUUGCUGCCAUGAUGUAAUUGAGAUGAUUAAUUUUCAGUUCUGAGUACUUUGCACAUCUGUGUUAAAGGAAAGGUUUACUUUUCCAACACUGAAGAAAAGAUAUUAAAAUCAGCACUGUAAUUAUACAAUCCCAAAUUAAGUGUGUGAUGUUCUGUUCGCACUGAGUACCAGCUUAGGCCUAAGAAAGCUGCUAGGAGGGAAUACUGAAAGGAUCAAUUAGGUUAAGCACUGUUCUCUUCCACUCCCGCCAAGGUCCAAUGUUCUGCAGGUAGGAAGACUCUUAAUAAGAGUGGAAUCAUUUUGAGAAAGUAGAAUAUGGGUGCUGAUUUCAGCAACAUUUUAAAAGGAUUGGCAGAAAGGGGAAAAAAAUUAAAUUGACCAGUGGCCCUGCCCCUAAUCGAUGUUGAAUUGCUAAUGUUAGAAAACUCCUACUUCAUCUCUACAAAAGAGAUUGGCCUUGAAAGCAGGACAUCCUACAGGUACAUAAUCCACUGAAGGCUAAUGAGUGCUUAGAGCAGCUCAGAUUGGGGUUAGUGGGACCCGUGCAAUUUUAUAUCAGAGGAGGCAAUGCUUUUAAAGGAGAAUUGAAGAGAGGGAAGCAAAGGAUUUGAUGCAAUGCUUUUGAAAUACUUUAAAGAAUGUUUUAUUUUAGUGAAUGAACCAAAUAUGUUCUCCUUCCAUGGCUUAUUCUGUUUAUAUUGCAUGUGCUAAAGACUUGAUUGUCAGGCUGAUUUUUUAACAGAACUAAAGUCAACACACGGGUCACAUAUUAAUAAUGUUUAUGCAAAUCAAAGAUGUAAUGUCCAAAGUUGCUCAUGAAUAUUUAUACCAGUGACUGUUGUUGGACUGUAUGUUACUUUCAGUAAAAAGUUUCUGUUAACAUAUUACUAAUAAAACAACUAUUUAU
Molecule: messenger RNA, 9462 nt
Organism: Mobula hypostoma (lesser devil ray)
Lineage: Eukaryota; Metazoa; Chordata; Chondrichthyes; Myliobatiformes; Myliobatidae
Gene: abcg4a
Product: ATP-binding cassette, sub-family G (WHITE), member 4a
Exons: 14
Coding region: 4-1935 (643 amino acids)
Biological process (GO): cholesterol homeostasis; cholesterol efflux; transmembrane transport
Cellular component (GO): membrane
Molecular function (GO): ATP hydrolysis activity; ATP binding; ABC-type sterol transporter activity
Source: RefSeq, a predicted model, not a curated record